Molecule: messenger RNA, 657 nt
Organism: Cladocopium goreaui
Lineage: Eukaryota; Dinophyceae; Suessiales; Symbiodiniaceae
Source: the annotation of a GenBank genome assembly
AUGGCUGUGGCGGCCAUGGGCCGACGGGGCCGACGGCAUGCCAGGUGUUUGGCAGCGGCCGCAGCGGUGAUUGUUUUGCUGGCAAUGUCGCCAGCAGCCGUGCCUGUGUCCAGAUCCUGGCUCCGGAGCGCCGGCAGCCUGGUGGCCCUGGUGGCCGGCAGGCCAGCAAUGGCGCAGGGGGUCAAUGCAGCCAUUCGCAGCUUAUCCCGCCCUCGUCCGCGACCUGAGACUGGGGUGCAGCUCAGUAGCGAUCUGGGCAUCAUGGAAGGAGAUGCCGAUGCCUCGGGAGCCCGCCUGGUGGCUGCCGAGGUCCUGGCUUCCACAAAGGUAACCACGACUUGGAACGAUGAGGAGGUGAGUUUCACCAGCCCUUGGCCUGUGGAGCGAGCGAGUGCAGGGAAGAGCCUGGAGGUUCGUUCCAAAGGUGCGAGCGUCUUCCUCCAGGUAAUCCUAUCCGGAGAGUCCUUGACAAGCGAAGGCCUGUUGGAUGAGGUUUUAAGCAGCAAAGGCAAGUUUGGAGCCUAUGGACUCCCAGAUGCCAUCAAGGUUCUCUCAGACGAAGCGGAAAAUGGGAGGAGGACACUGAUGAUUGAGUUCACCAGUUACUCCCCGCGUGGCGCGAGGGGCCUCAGUGAGAUGAUGGCAGAGGCCUUGUGA